GUCUCCGACUGCCCAAUGCACUCGAGUCGGCAGCGAUCCGAUCCGAUCUGUUCCGAUCCCAGCGGGCAGCUAUAUAAGAUCAUGAGCGGCUGGUCGAGAGCAUCAGUUCAAGCCAAUCAAUUGCGCAGAGCAUUUAGCAACCAAGCCGGAAUAAAUCCCAGACUCAAUAUGAAAUUCUUCUCCGUUGUUACCGUCUUCGUUCUCGGUCUGCUGGCCCUGGCCAACGCUGUUCCUCUGUCGCCCGAUCCCGGAAAUGUGAUCAUCAACGGCGACUGCAAGUACUGCAAUGUGCACGGCGGCAAGUAGAGGGAAGGACGAUCGAUACAUGGCCAUAGCUUACCUCACACCCAAGACACAUUAUUUAAGCUACAAAUCUGUACUAAAGUGAAACAUAGAAUUUAAAAACAAUGCCAAUAAUACAAAAACUAAAGUGAAAACUACAACUUA
This is a messenger RNA of Drosophila kikkawai, 447 nucleotides long. Its product is annotated as bomanin Short 2-like. Gene Ontology annotation, biological process: defense response. The record is from RefSeq and is a predicted model, not a curated record. Lineage: Eukaryota; Metazoa; Arthropoda; Insecta; Diptera; Drosophilidae.